GCACGCGCAGAACGCAGGCCGGCGCGGGCGGCCGCAGAGUACACGCCACAAUGAGCCGCUACGGACGUAUUAGAACCGCUUCAGCUUUUACUAUUUUAACGCAAUUUGUUAUCGGUCACGCUUAUAUCAACACUUUCACUCCUGUUGCAAUUUCGGAACGUGGUGUGCCCAUAGAGAUUAAGUACUGGGACUCGAAAAGAACACCCUUAUCGCAUAUGGUCGAUGUUACAAAUGAGUUUGGCUUAAAAGUUUUGGCCGAACAUAAUUUUUUAAAUGAAAAUAAUGUUGCGUUCUCCCCGUACGGACUUAUGGGGAUAUUAGUGGCUCUAUUUGAAGGUGUCGAUGGUGAGUCCUCGUUCCAAAUACAACGAGCAAUGCAACUGCCGUGGAAUAGAAAUAUUAUGAGGAUCGGUUUCAGAGAUAUACACCGUAAUUUAAAGACCUAUUUCAUCCCAGAAGAAGGAUUUUUAGCCGGAUUAGCAUUAAAUAACGAAAACGUCACAUUUACGGAUGGCUAUAGAAAAAUAUUAAGGUUUUAUGGAUUUGAUCUUGAAGAUGAAAAUGCACCAACUCCAGGUACAAACAAAACAUUCAAUGAAACUUCUACAAUCACAACUACUCCCAAAGAAAACACUUUUUCUACAACACCAAUAGUCCCAACUGAAGGCAUUACUAACAGCGAGACGACGGUUUCAUCUACUAUGAGCAAUAUAAUGAGUACAGAAGAAACGACUACAGAACCUCGAGAAAGUCCAACAACUUCAACUACAACAAGUAAGGAAACAACCAAUGAUAUAACAAUACAGAGUACAGAAUCAGAUAUACAAACUACCACAGAACCGAUAACAGUAACUGUGUCUUCAAUAGAUGCUAGUGAACCAAGCGAACAAACUACAAUAUCAUCGACGGCGCCCAGUACUUUACCAACAAUAACACCAAUGAAUACUGAAUCUAUUAAUAGAGAGGUUGAUAUUAUCUCAACACAAAUAACAAAUCCAUCUGAAUCUAAUACCAUGCUAUUAACAUCCACAACAACUGAAGACAUGUCAAGUGCCUCAACAAUAACGACAUCUGAAUCUAAUACCAUGCUAUUAACAUCCACAACAACUGAAGACAUGUCAAGUGCCUCAACAAUAACGACAUCUGAAUCUAAUACCAUGCUAUUAACAUCCACAACAACUGAAGACAUGUCAAGUGCCUCAACAAUAACCACUUUAGAUUCAUCUUCAACACAAAUAACCGAUUCUAUCAUAGAAACGCUUGAGCGGCGUAAAAAAUCGAUUGUAGACUUUACAUUCACAAGCCCCCCGAAUUUUGAUGAAGCAGUAUAUAGAUCUUUUGAUAUUGGUUCAGAUUCAGUCCCAAGUUUUGAAGGAGAUAAAGACUUUUUAGCAAAUGGGCUACGCAGUAUUCAGGUUUCUUACAUGCACUACGAUACAGUAUUGGAGUAUGCCUUCUUACCUCAUUUGGAGGCAGCUGCACUUCGUCUGCCGUUAGAUAGUGACCGAUAUUAUUUGCUGGUCGUUUUACCUAUAAGGCCCGGCGCCGGAGAGUUGGGGAGAUUACUGGGACGUAUGGCGAGAGAGUCUGACCUUUCAGAUGUUUAUGCCGCUCUAAGACCCAGAAGAGUGAAAGCAAUUGUGCCAAGUUUUACCGUCAAAGGUCACGUUAUAUUAACUACAGAUUUACAAAAACUUGGAAUCCGGGAUGUUUUUGAGCCUCGACAAAGAGACUUUACACCGAUGACUCCUCAAACAGGAGUUUAUGUGCGAUCCAUAGAGCAAGCCGUAUCUGUUGCUAUAAGAAAAUAUCAGCCGGAUGAAGUAAAACAAGGAUUCGUGACCAAGAGGAACCCAGUUGUGUUUUCAGCAACAUACCCCUUUUUGUACUUUGUGAUGGACGCGAAUAUUAAUGUUGCAUUAAUGGCCGGAAAACUGAUGGAUCCACUGAAUACAAGAAUAUUAUAAC
Messenger RNA from Leptidea sinapis, 1968 nucleotides. RefSeq lists its product as uncharacterized. Gene Ontology annotation, molecular function: serine-type endopeptidase inhibitor activity. The transcript is spliced from 5 exons. Bases 51 to 1967 code for a protein of 638 amino acids. Lineage: Eukaryota; Metazoa; Arthropoda; Insecta; Lepidoptera; Pieridae. The record is from RefSeq and is a predicted model, not a curated record.